AUGGAUGGCUUUGAGUACUCGUCCAAUGAAGUGAGAAAAAUCGUAAGUGCAAAUUUGGACAACUCUACUAGACUUGUUGGCACUAGCCUUGCCAUCAUAAGUAUGAUCGAUGGAUAUACGACCCCACAUGAAAAACCCUCAUCCGUCCCUACAAUCGACCACGCUACAAGUAAACCUAGUGGUGAUUGGGAGCCCAUUUGGCUGUCUUCUGAGGACAAGAUGCUCCUACAUGGUAUGAAGCGAGCGAUAAUGCCUGACGUUGUUGUCGCUGCAGACGGCUCAAGUGACUACGACACGAUAAACGAAGCCAUCGAAGCCGUGCCUGAAAACAGUGAUCGGAGAUUUAUUAUCUAUGUCAAGGAAGGAGUGUACCAUGAAAAUGUGAGGAUUGGGAGGGACAAAUGGAAUGUGAUGAUGUAUGGUGAUGGAAUGGAGAGGACCAUUGUUUCCAGCAACCUCAGCAAUGGUACAGGAACACCCACCUCAAUGUCUGCUACCUUUGCGGCCAUAGGCAAGGGAUUCCUUGCCAGGGACAUGGGGUUCCAAAACACGGCGGGUGCAAUCAAUCACCAAGCCGUGGCCUUACUCUCAGCUUCCGACAAAUCAGUUUUUCAUUGGUGUCUCAUCGAUGCCUACCAAGACACCCUCUACGCACAAUCCAAUCGACAAUUCUACCGAGGAUGCAAAAUCUAUGGAACAAUAGACUUCAUCUUCGGAGACUCAUCCGUCGUGAUCCAGGACUGCGACAUACUCGUGAAAAGGCCACUGCCCUACCAGAAAAACACCAUAACCGCACAAGGUAAAUCAAACCCUUUCUCCAACACGGGCAUAUCGAUACAAAAAUGUUGUGUCACGGCUGCUGAGGAUCUUGGCGACAUUAAAACAUUUCUAGGGCGGCCGUGGCAGGACUACUCCACCACCAUUAUCAUGGAGAGCCAAUUGGAGAGGUUGAUUGAUCCCAAGGGCUGGCUGCCCUGGUCUAACAGCACUACCGCUCCCGACACUAUAUACUACGUCGAAUACAACAAUACUGGUCCUGGUGCCAACACAACGAAUAGGGUUGAAUGGAAAGGCUUGAAAGUUAACGAUACGGAAGAUGAUGCAAGAAAGUUCACCGUUAGAUCGUUUAUUAAUGGAGACGAAUGGAUCCCGUGUAUGGGUGUUCCCUUCCAGGCGGACUUGUGA
Molecule: messenger RNA, 1185 nt
Organism: Sesamum indicum (sesame)
Lineage: Eukaryota; Viridiplantae; Streptophyta; Magnoliopsida; Lamiales; Pedaliaceae
Source: RefSeq, a predicted model, not a curated record